Erinaceus europaeus (western European hedgehog) is the source of this 1308-nucleotide messenger RNA. RefSeq names its product trafficking protein particle complex subunit 3 (gene TRAPPC3). Gene Ontology annotation, cellular component: cytosol; TRAPP complex; cis-Golgi network membrane. NCBI's taxonomy places the organism in Eukaryota, Metazoa, Chordata, Mammalia, Eulipotyphla, Erinaceidae. The record is from RefSeq and is a predicted model, not a curated record. The transcript has 5 exons. The coding region runs from base 135 to 677 and encodes 180 amino acids. Gene Ontology annotation, biological process: endoplasmic reticulum to Golgi vesicle-mediated transport; intra-Golgi vesicle-mediated transport.
CUCGGCAGACCGCGCAGGCGCGGUGAGUCAGUGCCGGUCAAUCUUGAAGGCGGAGGGGCCGCUGUCGGUACCCGAGGUGUCAAAAGGGGUCACCGAGUGGGCCUGUGGCGAGGUGGGCUGGGGCGACCCGCACCAUGUCGAGGCAAGCGAGCCGUGGCACCGAAAGCAAGAAAAUGAGCUCUGAGCUCUUCACUUUGACCUAUGGGGCUCUGGUCACCCAGCUGUGCAAAGACUAUGAAAAUGAUGAAGAUGUGAAUAAACAGCUGGACAAAAUGGGCUAUAACAUCGGAGUCCGACUGAUUGAAGAUUUCUUGGCACGGUCAAAUGUUGGGAGGUGCCAUGACUUUCGGGAAACUGCAGAUGUCAUCGCCAAGGUGGCGUUCAAGAUGUACUUGGGCAUCACUCCAAGCAUCACGAAUUGGAGCCCAGCUGGUGACGAGUUCUCCCUCAUUUUAGAAAAUAACCCCUUGGUGGACUUUGUGGAACUUCCUGAUAACCACUCAUCCCUUAUUUAUUCCAAUCUCUUGUGUGGGGUGUUGCGGGGAGCCUUGGAGAUGGUCCAGAUGGCUGUGGAGGCCAGGUUUGUCCAGGACACCCUGAAAGGCGACGGUGUGACAGAAAUCCGGAUGAGGUUCAUCAGGCGAAUUGAGGACAAUCUCCCAGCUGGAGAGGAAUAACCAUCCCCAGGACUUGAGGGUAGUCAGCAGAAGUACUUGUUGGAAUCAGAAUGCCUCAAUGCAUCUCCUACCCUCUAGAACUCAGUGACUCUUUAACACGGAUGUUAUAUAUUCUUCUAACCUUGUUUCCAUUCUACAUGCUAAUAAAGAGCAGACUGUGAUAGAGUCCAUUUGCCCCACAAGUGUGCACAUUCAGGAGGGAAAGCCUUUGCUCCCUUUUCCUUCUUCAUUUUCGGUUGGACUGGGUAGAGCUCAAACUGUUAUACAUUCCUGUUUGAAUUUUCCAAAGCAAAGCCCACUUUGAUCCCCCCCACUAAGAGGCAAGACCAGCAUGUCUAUUCCUGGGUCUUCAGAAAGCCAUUGGAAAAUGGCUGUAGGGGACCCCGGGUGGUUGGGGUGGGUGAGGGGAGGCUGGGAGGGCUGGAUGGAUAGGAGUUGCUAGCUAUAGUGUGACAUGCUCUGGUGCUUGCUAGGAAGGGGGAGCCAGCUGUACAGGAAACACUUCUGGGAAGCCACCCAGGUUUCAUUCCUCCCUGCUGUUUGGAGGCAAUAUCUCUUCUUUUUACAGAGGGUCCAUCCCUUUUUUCUUACAGAUUCUUCAAUAAAGAUACAUUCUUGAGUGAAAUCCCAA